AUCACAAAAUGAACGCGAGUACCAGCUCGCCGAGCCAGCAGCUGCAACAAGCGAUAAACUCAACAAUAGACAAAGAAUGCGCAGUGUGCUAUUCCGAGAUGAUCCUUCCCACCACAAUCCCAUCGUGCGGUCACAAGUUCUGCUUCAUAUGCCUCAAGGGUGUCAGCGUGUCGAACAACGGAGACUGCCCGAUCUGCCGUGGCCCAAUCGACUCACAGAUCUUCAAGAAGCCACUGCAGGCCGUUGAUCUGAAGAUGGAUAUUCCAGGGACUCCUUCAGCAGCAGCCCCAGAUCCAGUAGUGAAGCAAGAAGUCGAUGACGAAGACGUGAAGCCAGACGUGAAAAAGCUUCAAGAAGAACUCAAAAAACAGCAGGCAGCUGCUGCAGCUCAGAAAAUGUUCUGGCUAUACCGUGGACGUCAUCAGGGAUGGUGGAGAUUCGAUCCACGUAUUGAGAAGGAAAUCGAGGAAGCAUUCACACAUCAGAUGCCGAUGACAGAAGUGACAAUCUGUGGGAAUCCGUAUAUCGUCGAUUUCUCGCAAAUGUGCCAGUAUCCGAAGAAUCAGAGCAAUUAUUCGCGUAAUGUGAAGCGCGUGAACAGUACGGAUUUCGAUUCGUUGAAUGUGAAGGGAAUGUCUGGAGUAUUCGUUGCCACCACGUCACCACCAGCAGCAGCCAAUUAAUUCAAUGAUUUUUCUAAUAAUUUUGUGUAUUUUUGUGUCUUUAAAUUCUCAUUUUUCUCUCAUUUCCCCUCGAAAAAAAAUCCAAGUUUUCUGUGAAAAAACGCGAAAAAUUCCGCAUUUUCACCUGAAAACACGAAAUUUUUAAGGUUUUCUUCGAAAAAUCCUACUUUUUAGCUCAAAAUUCUGGAAAAAACUCGUGUUUUUUCACCGAAAAGCCUGCAUUUUCCUUCUCGUGGACUUGAAUGUUUUAACUUUUCACCACCGAAAAUGUUGGAUUUUCCAAUUUUCGCAGAAUUUUUGUGUGUCUUUAAAUUCUCAUUUUUCAGUGGAAAAUAUGCGAAAAAUUCACCUAUUUCUUCCGAGAAAUGCGGAAUUUUCCAAAUUUUCUUAGAAAAAUCCCUUUUUUUCGCACUAAAAUCUGAAAUUUGAUGCAAAAACACUGGGAAUUUUCACAUUUUUGGCCCAAAAUUCUGCAGAACAGAAUUCUGUAAAAGUUCGGUUUUUCAAAAAAAAAAAAAAAGGAAAAACCUUCAUUUUCCCUCUAAAAACAUGAUUUUUUCAGUUUUAACCGGAAAAUUUGAAUUUUUUUCCAAUUUUCCAUCGAAAAACUUCAUUUUAUCUAGUUUCCCCUCUAAAAUCGUGAAUUUUUCUCAAUUUUCCACCGAAAAAUAGGCUUUUUCCCAAUUUUCCUACCCCUCUAAAUAUCCACGUGGAUCUCUUUUUCUAAUGCCUUUUAAGCUACGGUUUUCUUUCUCUAAAUCUCUCAUUCCCUCACACUAUCUCCCCUCGGGCCUUGUGGCCUAUUCCGCGUGUCUUUUUCUUCUUCUACAGCUGUUCUCUCUGUAUGAAAUCCUUUACUUUU
This is a messenger RNA of Caenorhabditis elegans, 1545 nucleotides long. It is a transcript of the gene Y105E8A.14, whose product is annotated as E3 ubiquitin-protein ligase. The record is from RefSeq and is marked reviewed. Gene Ontology annotation, biological process: Wnt signaling pathway; protein autoubiquitination; ubiquitin-dependent protein catabolic process. Gene Ontology annotation, cellular component: cytosol. Gene Ontology annotation, molecular function: ubiquitin protein ligase activity; zinc ion binding; ubiquitin-protein transferase activity. Lineage: Eukaryota; Metazoa; Nematoda; Chromadorea; Rhabditida; Rhabditidae.